Messenger RNA from Dimorphilus gyrociliatus, 563 nucleotides. NCBI's taxonomy places the organism in Eukaryota, Metazoa, Annelida, Polychaeta, Dinophilidae. The record is from the annotation of a GenBank genome assembly.
GUAUUAUUGUUUACGACUGGUAACCUGACUAUUCUAUAUUCGACGCCUUUUGUAUUAGCAAAGAAUUCUAUUAAAUUAUGACAACACCAGACUCGCCUGAAGAAGAUAGAAGUAGAAAGCGUAGGAGACAAACAGCAUCCACAUCCCGGUCGACAAGUUCGGACAGUUCUUUUGAAAUCGAAAAGAAGAAAAAGAAGCACAAAAAGGAGAAAAAGAAGCAUAAACAUUCGAAAAAAUCUAAGCAUAAAAAAAAGUCUAAAAAGCAUAAAAAGCGAGAUGAAAAAGAAAGAGAUUCCUCUCCUGACGCACCAAAAGCAGCAAGCGAAACUAAGGAGACUCCCAAAAAUUUCAUGCGUCCAAUGACUUAUGACGAGUGGAAGAAAAAAUCUCAAGAAAUUCGUCGAGAAUUUGAUCCCGAAAGUGGACGGAUUAGACUAAUUAGGGGAGAAGGGGAAAUUAUUGAAGAAAUAGUCAGCAAAAAAAGGCAAAUGGAAAUAAAUAGAAAUUCUACACUGGCUGAUGGGGAAUUCUAUGCUAAAACUGCUGGAACUUAUAAACAGUAG